Molecule: messenger RNA, 660 nt
Organism: Caenorhabditis bovis
Lineage: Eukaryota; Metazoa; Nematoda; Chromadorea; Rhabditida; Rhabditidae
Source: the annotation of a GenBank genome assembly
AUGGAUGCAAUUGAUGUAUUGGAAAUAUUGCAGAGCUCGCGAAGAUCGAAGGGAUCGCGCAAGAUGGCGAGAAGAGCGGUCUCGCCGGCCUACGGAAGCGACGCAGAAUGUCUCGGCGAAUCGCCGGCGUGGAUGUCGCAGGAAAUGUCGGGCAUCGGUUGGAAAGCGCGCGGCGAUCGGAAGCCUAUUGAGAAACGGGUGCCAUUCAAUCGGCCCACACCGAAACAGGUGUACGAGGCUUUGCCAUUUGUCCGCAGAUACUUUCUGUAUUGGAUGAAAUACACGUUCGACAAGGAGAAGCUGUUCAUCAAUACAUUCCAGCCGCUCAAACAUAAACCUUAUUACGGAGUGCCUUGCGGCGGAAUCGGUUGCGGAGCCAUCGGUCGAGAUUUUCGAGGCGGAUUCUGCAAGUUCAGCUUAAGGCCGGGACUCGUCGAGCACAAAGUCGAUAUCGUUGCGGCGGACCAAUUCAUUUUAUCGGUUCGCGAACACAACAAGUGCAUCUACCAAAAAGUGCUGACAGCCGCCGACGUGUGCCCGCCGUCUGGCGCGCUUUCGGCGUGGGAUUUUAGUUUUCCGGCGAAAAACGUCUACUACAGGUUAGAUAGAGUUUAUGUAUUUCUCAAAAGAAAAAACAAUCCAUUAAAUGGCGAAAAUUAA